CUCUCUCUAUGUAUACAGUAUAAACGAUCCCCUCUCUCAUUCCCAAAGAAUACAGAAACCCAAAAACCUCUCCUUCACUUAAAACAAUGGGUACCCCAAGAGGAAGAGGAAAACGCAACAUCCACUUCUCCCUCCUCCUAACUUUUCUUCUUCUCCUCCACCUCCCCAACGCCAUUUCCAACCCCAUCAAAACCGUCGUCGUUUUGGUAAUGGAGAACCGCUCCUUCGACCACAUGCUCGGUUGGAUGAAGAGCCUCAACCCCAACAUCAACGGCGUCACAGGCUCCGAGUCCAACCCGCUAAACACCUCCGACCCGAACUCCAAGCGCUUCUUCUUCAACAACCAGGCCCAAUACGUCGACCCCGAUCCGGGCCACUCCUUCCAGGCCAUCCGCGAGCAGAUAUUCGGCUCCAACCACUCCUCGGCCCAAUCCGCUCCCAUGAACGGCUUCGCCCAACAGGCCUUCUCCAUGGACAACACCUCCCAAAUGUCCCACAAUGUUAUGAACGGCUUCCACCCUGACAUGCUUCCUGUCUACAAAACGCUCGUUUCUCACUUUGCCGUCUUCGAUAGGUGGUUCGCCUCCGUGCCGGCCUCGACGCAACCGAACCGUUUAUUCGUGCACUCGGCGACCUCCGGCGGCGCCACCAGCAACGUGGCGGCGAAGCUGGCGGCGGGGUACUCGCAGCAGACAAUCUUCGACAGCCUGUACGAGGCGGGACUGGACUUCGGAAUAUACUACCAGAACAUUCCUGCGACGCUAUUCUACCGCAACCUAAGGAAGCUGAAGUACGUGCCGAAGUUCCACCUAUACGACUUGUCGUUUAAGCAGCACGCGAAGGAGGGGAAGUUGGCGAACUAUGUUGUGGUGGAGCAGCGGUACAUGGACACGAAGCUGAUCCCGGCGAACGACGACCACCCGUCGCACGACGUGUACGAGGGGCAGAAGUUCGUGAAGGAGGUGUACGAGACGGUGAGGGCGAGCCCGCAGUGGAACCAGACCCUGUUCCUCAUCACGUACGACGAGCAUGGUGGGUUCUUCGAUCACGUGCCCACGCCCGUGCGUGGGGUGCCCAGCCCUGAUGGGAUUGUGGGCCCCGAGCCUUUUAACUUCACCUUUGAUAGGUUGGGAGUCAGGGUUCCCACUAUUGCUAUCUCACCUUGGAUCGAAAAGGGCACAGUUGUGCAUGGGCCAAAUGGGUCACCGUCUCCUACAUCGGAAUAUGAACACUCAUCUAUUCCAGCAACAGUAAAAAAACUCUUUAACUUGCCUUCAUUCCUGACCAAGAGAGAUGCUUGGGCUGGAACCUUUGAGGGCAUUGUUCAGACCAGGAAAGAACCAAGGACUGAUUGCCCAGAGACACUUCCAGACCCUGUAAAGAUCAGGAAGACAGGGCCUAAUGAAGAUGCCAACCUCAGUGAAUUUCAGCAGGAGUUGAUCCAACUUGCAGCAGUUCUUAAAGGAGAUAAUAUCUUCACUAGUUUCCCAGGUACAAUAGGGAAGGACAUGACUGUUAAGCAAGGGAAAGAUUACAUGGAUGAUGCAGUUAGCAGGUUUUUUGAAGCAGGUCGUUAUGCAAGGAAAAUGGGUGUGAAUGAAGAACAUAUAGUUCAGAUGAAGCCUUCUUUGACUACUAGAUCAUCCAGAUCUGCAAACACAAACCCUUAGAAAAAUAAUAAAACAUGUAGCAUGAGAGGGAGGAAGAAAUGAAAACAAUCAAUGUAAUACAAAUACAUACAUUUAUACAUAACUGGAAAAGAGCCACAUGUUUUCGAUAGAAAUAUUGCCAAGUUCUAUGGUAUCCAUGGGAUUUCAUUUAUUUACCAGAUUCUCUCUAUUUUCUUUUUUGAGGUAUGGUGUAGAUCUCCACUAACCA
Messenger RNA from Cajanus cajan (pigeon pea), 1878 nucleotides. RefSeq names its product non-specific phospholipase C2 (gene NPC2). Gene Ontology annotation, molecular function: hydrolase activity, acting on ester bonds. The record is from RefSeq and is a predicted model, not a curated record. Gene Ontology annotation, biological process: phospholipid catabolic process. NCBI's taxonomy places the organism in Eukaryota, Viridiplantae, Streptophyta, Magnoliopsida, Fabales, Fabaceae.